GCAUCAUUAAUGCGCGUCAGAAAUUUACUGGCUUGAUUAAUUCAGAAAGCCUUCGAUAUAACUUCAUUGUUCGAUCAUGUCUCCAAUCAACUCAAUUAAUUUGUCAAGAAUCUUCUCAAAGCUUGACAAGAAUGGUGAUGGCCUUGUGUGUCUUGAUGAGUUAAAGGGAUUUCUUGAUACAAUAGGAAUUAUUGCAAGCCAAGAGGAGCUAGAGUUGCUACUUGGUAAAACAGGCCUAGACUCUAUUGAUUUUUUCUUCUUCUAUGAUGCUAUCACAAAAACAUAUAUUAAUAAAGGUAGCAAUUAUAAGCACGAGGAUCGAGAAAAUGUUUUCUUGGAAAAUGACCUUCGUAAAGUGUUCAGAGUAUUCGAUUUAAACGAGGACGGAUUCAUAUGUUGUGAGGAGCUGCAAAGAGCAUUGUCAAGAUUAGGAUUGUGGGAUGAACAAUGUGGGAAAGAUUGUAAGAGUAUGAUUAAUGUUUAUGACAAAAAUUUAGAUGGAAAACUUGAUUAUGAGGAGUUUAAGGACAUGAUGUUUGAUAAUUAAUUAGAAUUAGAGGUAUGUAAUAUAAUAUACUAUAAUAUAAUCCCGCUUACAAUCUACCAAGAAAAAAAAAUGUUUUAGUUGUA
This is a messenger RNA of Solanum verrucosum, 630 nucleotides long. RefSeq names its product probable calcium-binding protein CML44. The record is from RefSeq and is a predicted model, not a curated record. Gene Ontology annotation, molecular function: calcium ion binding. NCBI's taxonomy places the organism in Eukaryota, Viridiplantae, Streptophyta, Magnoliopsida, Solanales, Solanaceae. Bases 77 to 547 code for a protein of 156 amino acids. The transcript has a single exon.